AUGCCUCCCAAACGACAGCUCGCGGAACCAACUGCGUCCAGCAACCCACCAAAGGAACCCCAACACAAAAAACCCAAAGGCGCAUUACCUGACACUCUCGCUUCGCGUAUUGAUUGGGCCAAGGAUUACGCCUUGAGCCGCUGGAGCAAGGUGCCUUUAAAUACGAAUGCCUAUGUUCAGACGCAAUGGAAAAAGCUCCUGAGCAAUGGCCGUGAAUGGGACGACUUCGAGGAAGCUGAGAAUGAAGGAGAUGUUGAGAAGCAGCCGAAACCUGCCCGCUGUGUCGGCGGCAAGACCUGCUUGUGUAGAAAACCGGCUUCAGAGCAUCCCGAUCAUCCCUGGCGCCUGACUGCUGCGGGAUUUGCAAAGAUCCGUGACAUGACUACUCAGGUGACAAUGCGUGAUCCAGAGAAGUUUGGCCUGACUGGGUACAUGGACCAAUCUUGCAUUGGUCUGCUGCAGGUGAUGACCAAUCUAAUCAUCGAUUUUCUCGCGGCGGAAGGCAAUUGGAAAGAACAGUGGCCUCUUUGCGAGGCGAUGGCUAUCUUUCAUCUGAGAGGUGAUGCUGCGUCCUUGGCCCUUUGCGAGGACGCGGAGAACAUUGAAGCUGUUUAUCGUAUGAUCUUAUACAUGUUCUUGUCUAUGCUGUUCAACCUUCAGCAAGCGCGUGUCCUAGGUCCAGACUCGGAAGUCCAAAAUCUUGAGCGGAUAGAGGAUGAAGGCGAGGAGCUCACUCCCUAUGUUCUCUCUUAUGCUACGAAGUACAAGGUCGAUUUGGUACCGAAAGAUGACCUUGAAGAUUAUUGA
Messenger RNA from Penicillium odoratum, 807 nucleotides. RefSeq lists its product as uncharacterized. Bases 1 to 807 code for a protein of 268 amino acids. The transcript is spliced from 6 exons. Lineage: Eukaryota; Fungi; Ascomycota; Eurotiomycetes; Eurotiales; Aspergillaceae. The record is from RefSeq and is a predicted model, not a curated record.